Molecule: messenger RNA, 1725 nt
Organism: Chenopodium quinoa (quinoa)
Lineage: Eukaryota; Viridiplantae; Streptophyta; Magnoliopsida; Caryophyllales; Amaranthaceae
Exons: 2
Coding region: 797-1657 (286 amino acids)
Molecular function (GO): zinc ion binding
Source: RefSeq, a predicted model, not a curated record
AAUGUAUUGAAAAAAUCAUUAGAAUGCAAAUAAAAGACGAAAUAUAUAAAACUUGGUUAGUAUUUGCACUAUAUUAUACUCCAUAUGAAUUUAACUAGAUAAAAUUAGCGUGGACAAAUUUGAUCAUAUCCUUAAUUACCAUUCAAGUUGGCCUAGUCUUUUGUACAGUCCAGUGAUCUUUAAUUUGAUGUUAGUGUGAAAUAGUAUAGAAUCAUAAUUAACAUGUAAUUAAUUUUAGGUUUAUUUUUAAAAAACCACCCAAAAAUGUGUUGAAUUUCUAACUAACCACCAAAAAAAAAAUUUAUUUUAAAAUACCACCCAUUAAAUUAAUUUUUUGCUCAGAUUCCCACCCAAUUUGAAAAUCCGGUGGUUUUUUAGCUUGUGGGGCCUACAUAACGGCUAGUUUAUGCUUUUAUUUGUUUUCUUCCCCCGAUUUUUCCUAUAAAAGUGUAUUCCUUUUUUAUUUUUGCUCCUAAACAAAAUAUUUCCCCAAAUUACACAAAAUUAAGCUUGCUUCUAAUUGCAUUUGCAUCUGCAGCAACGACAUCACUUGAAUUCGCACAAGGUAAUCUUAAUUAUUUGGAAAAAUUAGGGUUCUUGCAAAAUGUUAAUUGGGGGAAUUUGUGGGAUUCAUUAAUUAGGGUUUUUUCAUAUACACGAUUUAAUUGAGAUAUUUUGUCAAUUAUGGUAUGUGGUAGUACUGAAUUGUGGUUUUUCCUUUCAAUUACAGUUAAGUUUGCUUUAUUUGUAACCUUGUUCUUUGUGUUUGUUUGUUGUUGUAAUUGUUGUGGUAGAAAUGGAGGAGAAUAAGAUUGUUCUCAGAUUUAAAUAUUUAAGUGUAACUAUAGACAUUGAAUAUGAAGUAGGCAGAAGUAACUUGUUGGAUACAGCUAUAGAAUUUGAUGAUCAACUUCGUGAGAUGGAUGAUCCAUUAGAAGGAUCAGUUGAACUGUUGCACCCUACAUUCCAGUAUGUGUAUAAAGGGAAGUUUAGGAAUUUAGAAGAUGAUGGGGAUGUGUUCAAGAUGAUUAGGAGGUUACCUAAUAAGGAGGUGUACACCAUACAUGUUGGGACCACAGAUGAUCCUGGGUUUUUGGCUGACUGUAUGUUGGAGUACAGGAUGAAACAGAAUGGUACAUGGCCCCCCCUGGUUACCCUCAUUAUGGAGCGCAACCACCACAGGAUGAAGAUGUCAUGGAAUAACUCAUCUCCCACAAACCAGAGGAAAUGCAAUUGUGGAUUACCUUUAGCAAAAUUGACUUCUUGGACAAAUGAGAACCCUGGGAGGAAAUUUUUGGCUUGCAAGUUAUAUGACCCUAAUACUGAAACAAGGGGGUGCAAGGCUUUUGAAUGGGUGGACAAUGAAGAUGGUACUGAUUGGCAAAGAGUUGUCAUUAACCAACUGCUCCUUGACAAAAAGUUGAUGAAAGGUGAAAUCAACUCUUUGAAAAGGGAUGUGGAUGACUUGACUGGCCAGAGAAGGUGUUUUCUUAAUGAGGUUGACACCUUACAACUGAAAUGCAAGGCCCUCACUGGUGAUAGGAAGAAAUUGAUCAGAAGCAGUGGUUGUGACAACAAGCUCCAAGUUUAUUUAGUUGUGUUGUGUUCUGUUUUGUUGGUUGUCCUAGGUUAUCUUGUAAUGAAUAAAAUGGUUUAAGUGGGAGGUGGUGUUAAAGCAAAAGUAUUUGUAAUGGUACUAUUAUGCUAUCAAUGAAAAAAACUUGU